This is a messenger RNA of Clonostachys solani, 609 nucleotides long. The record is from the annotation of a GenBank genome assembly. Lineage: Eukaryota; Fungi; Ascomycota; Sordariomycetes; Hypocreales; Bionectriaceae.
AUGAAAUCAGAGUAUUGUGAAGAACGUAGAAAUCUUGUAAUAGGAAUGCUUUUGGCGAAGCAACCAAAUAGUAGCAUAGCUUGCGCAACGCACAGAAAGAAAUUAUCAUCUGAAACUAUUGAAGCUAUGAGACACAGUGCAUUAAAUAGAGAAAAAUUUCAAUACUCUGAUGAAGCAUUAUUAAAUAGUAGCUUUAGCAUAGCUUGCGCUGCAAAGCAGCGCAGCACAAAAAAUUCUAAGCCUAUAAUUGUCAAGGAAUUAAAUGGUAUUGUAUAUGGAGAAUAUAAUAGUAUCACUGAAACAGCUGAAGCUUUAAAUUGUUCAGCUAAAACAGUAUAUAGGGCUUUAAAAAGUUCUAUUGCAUUAGUGUUAGCUCAUUUAAUUGCAGUUCACGAAUCUGCAGGUGCAAGUAAUCCUUUAGGUGUUCCAAGUUAUUACGAUAGAAUACCUUUUGCACCUUAUUACUUAUUCAAAGAUUUAAUAACAAUAUUUAUUUUCUUCUAUGUUUUAAGUAUAUUUGUGUUCUUUAUGCCUAAUGUUUUAGGAGAUAGUGAUAACUAUAUUCCAGCUAACCCUAUGCAAACACCAGCAGCUAUAGUGCCUGAAUGA